Protopterus annectens (West African lungfish) is the source of this 1276-nucleotide messenger RNA. Its product is annotated as glycerophosphoinositol inositolphosphodiesterase GDPD2-like. Gene Ontology annotation, cellular component: membrane. Gene Ontology annotation, molecular function: glycerophosphodiester phosphodiesterase activity. Bases 512 to 1276 code for a protein of 254 amino acids. The record is from RefSeq and is a predicted model, not a curated record. Lineage: Eukaryota; Metazoa; Chordata; Ceratodontiformes; Protopteridae. The transcript is spliced from 9 exons.
CAGCACACCAGUUUAUUAUUAUUGCAGCUGGUGAAGCACCAAUGGAACGUAAUGAACGGAGGUGCAGCAAAUUAGCAUGUUUUGCCCAGAUGUGCUAGAAAUCAAUAUCUUACCAGAAUGAAUGUGUUUUCACCUGCACCCUAUUAGAGGCUGCCUAUCUGUCCUUCCUCUUCUCUGACUUAAGUCUUACACGUGGUGAUACGGAGUGUGUCGAUACUGGGCUGCACCUGCCCUGCAGCAAGGAACAUUACCUAACCUGUGGAAAAGUCGUAUGGUUAGGGAUUCACACCUUUGGUAACGAAAAAAAGCACAUUUCAGGAAAGGGAGGAAGGAGGCGUUUUCUUGUAACCUUCUUUCGUUUCUGCUUUAAUCUGCCAGGACACAGGUUCUCGCUGCAUGGAUUUUACUCCUAGUUACACCGACAGAGUAGACCUACAUGAGUGAGGAUUUAUUGUGCCAGCCUUCAACACAUCCUGAAUUCUAGUACAAGCAGAGAAACUGCAGCUUUGAAAUGAUUACUAAAUCACCUUGUGACCUUCCUGGUCUUUCCUGUAUCAGAUGUCUAUAUAGUUGUCACUGUAACCAGAGGGAUACCACGUCAAAGAAGUGCAACAACUGCUGGUGUAGCUUUGUGGCCUGUGUUUGCCUUUUCUCUGUGCUUGGUCUGUAUUUUGUGUGGUCCAUUCAAAAUGAAUCGCACAACUUCAACGAGUAUGCCUUCCGAUUUAUAGGUGUGUGGUUUAACUGGUCAGUAGCGGUACUGGUGGUGUUCAUUAUCUUGACCUCCUACUCCUCUGUCUUGCUGUUGCUUGCUUUCUGUCAUUUGGCUGCCCAUGAACAGAUGAAUCUGCACUGGAUACAUAAGGUUCUCCUGUUCCUGACAGCAGUAAUUGUGUCACUGUUCAUCAUUUAUCUAGAUCUGAAGUUUUCCGAACAAUGGAACACGAUCUAUAUUUCAUUAAAGGUUACUGCUCCCUUCAUACACAUUGGUGUUGUGCUUGGAUUCUCUUUCCUCGCUUGGUUGGUUACAGAUACAUACUACAGAACAAAGAAAAUAGUACUUAAGAUUAUUGUUGUUGACGCGUACCUAGCUGUUAUGGUAGUUCUUUACCUGAUCCCACUUGUACUCACACGACACAUAGUGCCUCCAUGUCUGACGAAUAAAAUUCCUCCUAAACCACUGAUUGUGGGUCACAGAGGUGCUCCAAUGGUAGCAAAAGAGACUGUAGGAGAAAACUUGGCACUACCUUUCGUUGAAUGUGCUGAAGUCUUCUGA